Durio zibethinus is the source of this 1783-nucleotide messenger RNA. RefSeq names its product putative protein phosphatase 2C-like protein 44. The record is from RefSeq and is a predicted model, not a curated record. Gene Ontology annotation, molecular function: protein serine/threonine phosphatase activity. Gene Ontology annotation, biological process: protein dephosphorylation. Lineage: Eukaryota; Viridiplantae; Streptophyta; Magnoliopsida; Malvales; Malvaceae.
ACCCAAGCAUUCCAUUCAAUAAUUGUUUAUGAUUUAGAAUUAAAACCAAGCCAAACCCAACGUAUGUGUUUUGUAUUGGAAUUGAAACCAAAUCCAAAAUAACAAGAACAAUUAAUUUUUGUUUUUUCGAUCCUUGCACGAUUUCCUUGUUCAAUCAAAGAGUAAGAUUCGAAUCCUCCCUUCUCAAAUUAAAAAAAAAAAAAAAACGAUGAAAAAAAAAUUUGCUAGAUGUCAAAUUUUAGCAGGGUAUAAUUUGGUUUAUCUACCCAACUGAGAAGGUAAUUUCUUGUCUUGUUCUCCAUUUUUCCACCUAGAAAGAGUCACACAGAUGGACUAGUAUCACCUGCCUUUCUCACAAGAGAAAAAAACGGAAGAGCAUAGAAAAAGACCAUCACAUGAAUAAAUUUCCUCAACAGUUACAAUCAAAGCCAAUAAAUGUUCCAAUUUAAAGCAUUAACCUGAAUUUCAGACUUGAUAUUCUUAACAGCUUUAGACUUCCUAUUGACUUCAAACACAUCCUCCCUCAUCAAAAGAAAAAACGUUUUGCAAACCAAUGAAACAAAUUUUAAAACCUGCCUCAUUUCCCACUCCUCUCUGUCUCUUAUUUUCUCCAUUUGAAAAUCUUUAGUAUUUUCUUUUCUUUUUAAUCAUCUGCUUGCCACUAGAAAGAUACAUUCUCCAAGUUUCUGUGAUCAAAUCUCAAGGAUAAACAUGGGUCUAAAAGAUCUUCACCUUAAGCUUAAGGGAUGAUCAAAUUUAUUACUGAAGAAAGAAAUUCAGGGUUUUGGUUGAAGGGUAUCUUUCUUCUGGCAUUUAGGCUGAGACGAUUUCGGAUAGGAGAUGGUGGGAGCAAGAAAAGAGAGAAUGGGAUUAAAAAGAAGCCAUCUUGGAUGAUGCCAAUCUCUCAUGGCUAUCAUGUUGUGGAGCAUAAAUCAUUGAGCGGCAGUUUGGAUGAGUCAGACUUUGAUUCAAUUGUGGUUCAGAGAGAGCAAAUUGAGGAGCUUGAGCUGUGGUUCUUUGGUGUUUUUGAUCAUCGGAUUGGUGAUGGAGUUACCAAGUACAUGCAAUCUCAUUUCUUUGAUAAGAAGCCUAAAGAGUCUCAAAUAAAUAGAAAGACCAAAGAGACAAUGAAAAAAGCAUAUCUUGGUGCAAGAGCAAAGGUCCGAGAAGCACAAAAAGAAGAUGAGACGCUGAGAGCUGGCUCAGCAUCUGUGAUGCUGAUCAAUGGAGAAAAGCUUGUGACAGCCAACCUGGGUGGCUACAGAGCUGUUAUAUGUAGAGAUGGUGUGGCUCAUCAGAUGAGCAGCAAGCACCAUGCUGGAGCCAGAAGACAUUGGACUCGAAGACUGUUUCCAGUGCGCAUAUUGGCAUGCGACUCAAGUAAUGCAGCAGCGUUAAGGCACCCCAAAAGCUCCGAACUUCUUGUUGGGGCUGAAAAGGUCGAUGCUGAGACUGAAUUCAUCAUCAUAGCAAGCAAUGGAAUCUGGGAGGUGAUGAAAAAUCAAGAAGCUGUGAAUCUGAUCAGGCAUUUAGAGGAUCCACAAGAAGCUGCUGAGUGUCUGACAAAGGAGGCUUUAUCAAGAAUGAGCAAGAGCAAUAUAUCCUGUGUCAUCAUCCGUUUUGAUUAGUACUAUGUUUUUUCUUCUGGAGUUCAGCGUCGGUUUAUGUAUCAAUGAACCCCAAAUUGCAACCAAAAGGGGUUUUGUUUUGUUUUGUUUUUUUUUAACUUUCAGAAUAAAAUGGAAAUGGCAACAAUCUAAUAGGAGCAGCAGAUGGAUUAAAU